UGUCUAGAUAACAAUACAAAUAAAUACAAUCACAAAUGUAAAACUAAUCGUUUGGUUUGAUCAAAUGGUAAUUUCCCAGCUUCCCCAUCAGGUAUCACACACACACACACACACACACACACACACACACACACACACACACACACACACACACACACACACACACACCAUAUCACCCCUGAAUGUUAAAUCCCAACCCUUCCCCCCUGGAAGGCCUUUAAUCUGUGCUUGAGGGUCAGCGGUGUCGCUGAUUAACCACGGCGACCAAUCAAUAAUUAACCCGAAGCGCCGAUAAAACGCCCACGCCCUUUGUCACAACGCUAACCCUUUAGCCUCAUUUAGAUACGUGUGCCGCCGUGCCGCCUGGAAAGGAAAUGACUCUUGGUAUUAAAAACAAAAAAAACAAAAAAUCUAUUAGAGUAAUUGAGUAGAAGUAGUCAGUGUUGCGUUCAAGUGGGUAUUUAGUGUCGGAAAAAGUAAUAUUCUCUUUUUGUAAUUCUGCUUUCCUGAAUGCCUUUUCAGCAUUGUUAAUUCAAUGGCUUCAAAGCCAAUUUGAGCUGAGCUCACGACUGCUAAUUACACUUUCAUUCGUCGACUCCCACGUCACUCACCAGCCCAGGGCCCGCCUUUUAAACACCCAAAGUCACACUUUUUUUUUUUUUCUUGGAAGAAGAGGUUGGCAACCCAAUUUGGAUUGAAUGCACAUUUUGUUAAGUAAUUCAAAAUCCCAUUUCAUCCGAUAAGGUCAUCGGUACAUUAAUCGAUUCUACCAAUAUUCGAUAACUGCAGCCCUCAUUGACUGCACUUGAUGUUGCUUUUGUUAACACCUCCUGCAUCCAUUUUCAUAGACAUCUUCUGCUUCUUCCCUCCCCCCCUCCCUCCUCCUCUUAGUGUUUCCCCCACCUGGAGAGAGAGGAGGAGCGUCAGGUGACGGUAAAUGAUUCAAUGCCUGAGGAGCUGCUGAAAUUGACAGCCAGGCAGCAAGGCAAAAAAGAAAAAAAGGACUGCGAAAGAGUCGGAUACUAAAGAAGGGAAGUCAAGAGCGUGCAAAGUUGAGAAUAUUUGGGGAUACUAACCCAUAUGCAGCCUACGUGAGGCCCUCGUCCUGUCUGCUGACCUCCUGUACAAGCCUGCAGGGAUGGAGAAGCAAGUGGAGGAGCUGAGGCAGCAGCUGGAGAAGCAAUGUGUCAUCAACAAGGAGCUGCAGAGGCAAAAUAAAGACUUGGAGCAACGUCUGCAAGAGAAAGAGAAACUCCUUCAGGAGCUGCACGCUCAAUACCACGACCUCGAGUUUCCACCUUCGAGUGGCGCUGAGAUCGAACCCGAGUUCAGGAAAAGUCGCGCUGCCGUCAUCGCGCCGGAACCCAUCCCGGAGACGCUCGAUAUCAGGAAGUCCAGAGUCAAGAAAACCGACAGCGAGACUAACCUCAUCGUGAAAGCCAUCCAGAAGAACGACUUCCUGAGCCGGCUGGACGACGAGCAAAUCGCCAUGAUGGUGGACCUCCUGGAAACGUCCAACGUCAGCCGCGGCGGUGAGGUCAUCAAGGAAGGAUCCGAAGGGGACAGCAUGUACAUCGUGGCAGCCGGCGAGCUCCUCGUCACCCAAGCGGGCCGCGACCUCCGAACCCUGAGCAUCGGCGAUGUCUUCGGAGAGUUGGCGAUCCUGUACAACUGCAAACGAACGGCCACGGUUAAAGCAAAGACGGAGGUGCGUCUGUGGUGCAUGGAGAGACAGACCUACAGGACCAUCAUCACCAACAAAUCCAAGAAGAAACGAGAGGAGCUCCUGGGCUUCUUGAAGACGUCUCGGACUCUGAAGGACCUGAAUGAUGUCCAGUUAUCCAAAAUCAUUGACUCCAUGGAGGAGGUGAAGUACCAGAACAAAGACGUCAUUGUCCGAGAGGGAGCGGAAGCAAACACGUUCUAUAUUAUCCUUAAAGGAGAGGUACUGGUGACAAAAAGCGUCAACGGGUUUCAGAAGCAGAUUCGACGGAUGGGGAAGGGCGAGCAUUUUGGGGAACAGGCCCUCAUACGUGAAGUGUUAAGAACGGCCACCUGCACUGCUGACGGCCCCGUGACUUGCUUCUCUAUCGACAAAGAGGUGUUUGAGGAGACAAUCCCAGUCGAGCACUUGGAGCUGUUUGAUGACUCCAAGAUGCUGCAGGAGGCACAGGCUCCAGAAAAGUCCAGCCCCAAGGCCACUCUGAGAUUUAAGGACCUGGUCCCCGUGUUGUACCAGGAGGGCCGCUACCAAGGGGACCCAGUCACCCUCGGAGUCGGAGGGUUCGGCCGCGUCGAACUGAUGACCACGUUGAACCACGGAAAGUAUUACGCUGUGAAGCGAGUGAGUAAGAAGCACAUUGUUGCCAAGAGACAGGAGGAGCACAUGUUGUUUGAAAAGAAGAUCCUCAAGGCCAUCCAGUGCGACUUCAUUGUCAGACUACACGCUGCCUUCAAAGACACUCGUUACAUUUACAUGGUGAUGGAGUUCUGCGGUGGCGGCGAAAUCUGGACCAAACUCAAAGAAGUAGGGCGUUUUGACGAGCAGAUUGCCGUUUUCUGCACGGCGUGCGUGGUGGAGGCCUACGCUUACCUCCACAAAAAGAGCAUCAUGUACCGAGACCUCAAGCCCGAGAACCUCAUGUUGGACGUGCGCGGCUACGUCAAACUGGUGGACUUUGGUUUUGCCAGAGAGUUAGUGCGCGGGGAGAAGACGUACUCCUUUGUUGGUACUCCUGAAUACAUGGCCCCCGAGAUCAUCAAGAACCAGGGACACGACUUUGCUGUUGACUUCUGGUCACUGGGCAUCCUUAUCUACGAGCUACUGGUCGGAAGUCCUCCCUUUUCGAGCUCGGAGCCUCAGAAGAUUUAUGCCAAGAUCCUAGACGGCGUUCUGAAGUAUCCUCCCUACCUAAGCGAGGCGGCCAAGUCCAUCAUCAGUAAACUGUGCAGACCACGGCCUGGUCAGAGGUUGGGAAAUACAAAGAAUGGCAUCAAAGAUGUCCGACAUCACAGGUGGUUCAGUAACAUGAACUGGCACAAGCUGCGCAUGGCUCAGCUGGAUGCGCCCACUGUCCGCCUCAUACGCAAGGGCCCUUGCUACAUCAAUUUCGACCGCUUCCCUCAGGACCAGACCAAGACAGAGGAGGAGUUCUCAGGUUGGGACCGAGACUUCUAACCUGCAAAGAGACUGCACACGUCAGCCCCACGAGACAACUCUGGGGAAAAAAAAUACUCAAAAGCACAACAUACCCACAGGCAUAUAUUCUUUAUCCACUACAUAGAGCGAUUAAUAUUACUGCCGCACUGAGGAGCUGAGAUCCUCUCCAUGUAUAUAUCCCACAUACUUUCAAAACAUUGGAGCUGAACAAAACCUUCUCAAUCCAGAAAUGGGAGGGUGGCACUGUGAUCGAUUGCUUAGCACGUCCGUCUCACAAUGGGUUCGAUUCCGGGCCCCGGCCUUCCUGUGUGGAAUUUUCAUGUUC
Molecule: messenger RNA, 3485 nt
Organism: Hippocampus comes (tiger tail seahorse)
Lineage: Eukaryota; Metazoa; Chordata; Actinopteri; Syngnathiformes; Syngnathidae
Gene: prkg3
Product: protein kinase cGMP-dependent 3
Exons: 23
Coding region: 1139-3178 (679 amino acids)
Biological process (GO): protein phosphorylation
Molecular function (GO): ATP binding; cGMP-dependent protein kinase activity
Source: RefSeq, a predicted model, not a curated record